Molecule: messenger RNA, 990 nt
Organism: Postia placenta MAD-698-R-SB12
Lineage: Eukaryota; Fungi; Basidiomycota; Agaricomycetes; Polyporales; Adustoporiaceae
Exons: 2
Coding region: 1-990 (329 amino acids)
Source: RefSeq, a predicted model, not a curated record
AUGGGCUCGUUGACGACCCCGGACGCUGUCUACGCCUCCCAACUCUUCCGCUGCGGUGAAGGUCUACCGCUAUGGUCGCCCGAGCACACGAAGCACGGGGAGGUCCUCGUCGGGGAUGUGGGCUAUAUGCGCCAUGGGGCGUUCUACCGCCUGUUUAAUGCAACGAAAGCCGCGGACGAUCCCAUAAACAAGGAGUACGGCGUCCCCAACGGGAACUCGUACAAGCCAUUCACUCAAUCGCAGUACGGGCUUAAUAGAGAUCUCAAUGCCAUCUCCCCGGGCCCGAUGUGCAGCAAGAGCCUCACGAAGCUUAUAGUUGGCGGCGGAGCGGGGACGCAUGGGGUGGAUGCGAGCUUCCACUUCAAGUGCACCGACGACCAGGGCGCUUUCCUACUCCUCAAAGACGCUGCAACAAGGGAGGAGCUACAUCCGAGUCGUCGUAUGGAAAACUACAUGCACCGGAACUUCCGGAGCUGGCAGUCGUUUGCGGUGGACGAUCUGGAUGUCGAUCUACAGCCGGAGGACAUCAUGUUCGUGCGCGGCUGGGUGAAGACGACGCAGUGGGCCGUGGCGGCGAUCACGCACGAGGGACGCGAAGCGAGGGUGUCGAUCAGUGGGGAGAUUGGUUCGGUGGCGGACGCACAUCUCUCGAUCCACAAGUCUGACGAGGUCUCUAAUUACUACGCUCACCGCACGGGGCCAUCGCGGAUACUGCAUCGGAAGCGGCACAAGCACCACCAUUCAUCGGACAGUGGAUCUGUCGAGCCAUCAGAGCGCGACGACGCAGACCAGCUGGAUCAAUGUAUCUUCCUGCACUACUACAAGCUAAAGAGAAGACGAUUCCUGGGGUUCAAGAAGCUGGAGGCGGCUGCCGAACCUCGCGAUCCAUCCGGACCUCACGACGACGACGAUGAAUUCGUGGUGGAAGAGGCAUCGGCGAGAGAGAAGGCGAGUAUGCCUAUGCGAUUUAGGCGAGAUAGCCAAGCCUAA